This is a messenger RNA of Gorilla gorilla gorilla (western lowland gorilla), 5730 nucleotides long. RefSeq names its product PHD finger protein 2 (gene PHF2). The transcript is spliced from 22 exons. The record is from RefSeq and is a predicted model, not a curated record. NCBI's taxonomy places the organism in Eukaryota, Metazoa, Chordata, Mammalia, Primates, Hominidae. Bases 515 to 3820 code for a protein of 1101 amino acids.
CAGGGUCCCCCCGGCCGUCUUCUCCCCCGGCAGGGUCCCCCAACCCACCUUCUCCCCCGCAGGGUUCCCCAGCCCGCCUUCCCGGCGGCGGGAGCGGCGGCCCAGGCCGGCGGGCGGAGGCGGCGCCACCCGGGGCGCUGACGUAGAGGCCGCUCGGCGGCCGGGGGUCCCUUCGGUGGGGCCGCGGCUCCCCGCCCGCCGCCCCCGCGCGUCCAUUCCCUUUUGUGUCCCGCGCGCGGCCCGUCCCCCGCGCACACUAGCGCCCUGAGCCCCGCGGGCCGGCGGGCGGCUCCCGGCGCGGCCCCUCCAGCUAGCGCGCCCGGCAUUGUGUGGACGCGCCUGGCCGGGAGCGCGCGCGGGGGCUGUCGUGCGCCCCCGUCCCCGUCCCCUCCCGGCCGCGGCGCCGCCUGCGCCCCGCCGCCCCCGCCGCCCCCGCGCGGCCCGGCCCCCGGCCCGGCCCGGACCGACCCGGGCAGCGCAGCGGCGGGGCCGAGCGGCGGCGCGGCGCGGCAACAUGGCGACGGUGCCCGUGUACUGCGUCUGCCGGCUCCCCUACGACGUUACCCGCUUCAUGAUCGAGUGCGACGCCUGCAAGGACUGGUUCCACGGCAGCUGUGUUGGGGUGGAAGAGGAGGAGGCGCCCGACAUCGACAUAUACCACUGCCCGAACUGUGAGAAAACCCAUGGGAAGUCCACCUUAAAGAAGAAGCGGACCUGGCACAAACACGGCCCGGGGCAAGCGCCUGACGUCAAGCCCGUGCAGAAUGGCAGCCAGCUCUUCAUCAAGGAGCUGCGGAGCCGGACCUUUCCCAGUGCUGAAGACGUGGUGGCCCGUGUGCCAGGAAGUCAGCUCACGCUGGGCUACAUGGAGGAGCACGGCUUCACCGAACCCAUCCUCGUCCCUAAGAAAGACGGGCUGGGUCUGGCUGUCCCGGCCCCCACGUUCUAUGUCAGUGACGUCGAGAACUACGUGGGGCCAGAGCGGAGUGUGGAUGUGACAGAUGUCACCAAGCAGAAGGACUGCAAGAUGAAGCUGAAGGAGUUUGUGGACUAUUACUACAGCACCAACCGCAAGCGGGUCCUCAACGUCACCAACCUCGAGUUCUCUGACACCCGAAUGUCCAGCUUCGUGGAGCCACCUGACAUUGUGAAGAAACUGUCAUGGGUAGAAAACUACUGGCCAGAUGAUGCAUUGCUGGCCAAGCCCAAAGUGACCAAGUACUGCCUAAUCUGCGUGAAGGACAGUUACACUGACUUCCACAUCGACUCUGGGGGCGCCUCUGCCUGGUACCACGUGCUCAAGGGGGAGAAGACCUUCUAUCUCAUCAGGCCGGCCUCGGCCAACAUCUCCCUGUAUGAGCGCUGGCGGUCUGCCUCUAACCACAGCGAGAUGUUCUUUGCCGACCAGGUCGACAAAUGCUACAAGUGCAUCGUCAAGCAGGGCCAGACCCUCUUCAUCCCCUCAGGCUGGAUCUACGCCACACUCACCCCUGUGGACUGCCUGGCCUUCGCGGGACAUUUCCUCCACAGCCUGAGCGUGGAGAUGCAGAUGAGAGCAUAUGAAGUGGAAAGGAGGUUGAAACUGGGCAGCCUGACUCAGUUUCCCAACUUUGAAACUGCAUGCUGGUACAUGGGGAAGCACCUGCUGGAGGCAUUCAAAGGCUCUCACAAAUCUGGGAAGCAGCUGCCCCCUCAUCUAGUCCAAGGAGCUAAAAUUCUCAAUGGUGCUUUCCGAUCGUGGACGAAGAAGCAGGCUUUGGCAGAGCAUGAGGACGAGCUCCCGGAGCACUUCAAACCUUCACAGCUAAUCAAAGACCUGGCCAAAGAGAUCCGGCUCAGUGAGAAUGCCUCCAAAGCCGUCCGACCGGAAGUGAAUACUGUCGCCUCGUCAGAUGAGGUGUGUGACGGGGACCGGGAGAAGGAGGAGCCCCCGUCUCCCAUUGAGGCCACGCCGCCUCAAUCCCUCCUGGAGAAAGUGUCCAAAAAAAAGACUCCCAAAACUGUGAAGAUGCCCAAGCCGUCCAAAAUCCCCAAGCCCCCAAAGCCCCCUAAGCCCCCAAGGCCCCCAAAAACGCUGAAGCUCAACGAUGGAGGCAAGAAGAAAGGGAAGAAGUCCCGGGAGUCAGCCUCACCCACCAUCCCCAACCUGGACCUGCUCGAAGCCCACACCAAGGAGGCACUGACCAAGAUGGAGCCGCCCAAGAAGGGCAAGGCCACAAAGAGCGUCCUGAGUGUGCCCAACAAAGAUGUGGUUCACAUGCAGAAUGAUGUGGAGAGGCUGGAAAUUCGAGAGCAAACCAAGAGCAAGUCAGAGGCCAAGUGGAAGUACAAGAACAGCAAACCCGACUCCUUACUGAAGAUGGAAGAGGAGCAGAAGCUAGAGAAGUCGCCUCUAGCUGGAAACAAAGACAACAAGUUCUCUUUUUCUUUCUCCAACAAGAAACUCCUUGGCUCCAAGGCUCUCAGGCCCCCGACGAGCCCUGGUGUGUUCGGGGCCUUGCAGAACUUCAAGGAGGACAAGCCCAAGCCCGUGCGGGAUGAGUAUGAGUAUGUGUCGGACGACGGUGAGCUCAAGAUCGACGAGUUUCCCAUCAGGAGGAAGAAAAACGCCCCGAAAAGGGACUUGUCCUUCUUGUUGGAUAAGAAGGCUGUGCUGCCCACGCCUGUCACGAAGCCAAAGCUGGACUCGGCAGCGUACAAGAGUGAUGACUCCUCGGACGAGGGUUCGCUGCACAUCGACACAGACACCAAGCCCAGCCGCAAUGCCAGAGUCAAGAAGGAGAGUGGGAGCUCGGCAGCUGGCAUCUUGGACCUGCUGCAGGCCAGUGAGGAGGUCGGCGCGCUGGAGUACAACCCCAGCAGCCAGCCCCCGGCCUCCCCCAGCACACAGGAAGCCAUUCAGGGAAUGCUGUCCAUGGCCAACCUGCAGGCCUCCGACUCCUGCCUGCAGACCACGUGGGGCGCUGGCCAGGCCAAGGGGAGCUCACUGGCUGCCCAUGGUGCCCGGAAGAAUGGGGGUGGCAGUGGCAAGAGUGCAGGCAAACGACUGCUGAAGAGGGCUGCCAAGAACAGUGUCGACCUGGACGACUACGAGGAAGAGCAGGACCACCUGGAUGCCUGCUUCAAGGACUCAGACUACGUUUACCCCUCACUGGAGUCAGAUGAAGACAACCCCAUCUUCAAGUCCCGGUCGAAGAAAAGGAAAGGCUCAGACGACGCUCCCUACAGCCCAACAGCAAGGGUCGGCCCAUCGGUGCCAAGACAGGACAGGCCUGUGCGUGAGGGUACACGGGUGGCUUCCAUCGAGACCGGGCUGGCGGCCGCUGCAGCUAAGUUGUCCCAGCAGGAGGAGCAGAAAAGCAAGAAAAAAAAGAGUGCCAAGAGGAAGCUGACUCCUAACACCACCUCCCCUUCCACCUCCACCUCCAUCUCUGCCGGCACCACCUCCACCUCCACCACGCCAGCCUCUACCACCCCUGCCUCCACCACACCGGCCUCCACCACCCCGGCCUCCACCAGCACGGCCAGCAGCCAGGCCUCGCAGGAGGGCAGCUCGCCAGAGCCCCCGCCUGAGUCGCAUAGCAGCAGCCUGGCGGACCAUGAGUACACAGCCGCUGGCGCCUUCACGGGGGCCCAGGCUGGCCGCGCCUCCCAGCCCAUGGCCCCUGGGGUCUUUCUCACACAGAGGCGGCCCUCCGCAUCGUCUCCAAACAACAACACUGCUGCCAAAGGAAAACGUACGAAAAAGGGCAUGGCGACCGCCAAGCAGAGGCUUGGGAAAAUUUUGAAAAUUCAUCGGAACGGGAAACUACUCCUUUAAGAUUUGGAAAGCCAGGAUCCUUCUGCUCCGCUCAGGACCCCCGGAGCCCCGCGAAAACAUCUGCCUCCCAGGAGGGUGCCGAGCUGCCUCACCAGGGAGGGCCUUGCCUCUUCCCGGCUGCCAUCUCCCCAACAAGCGUCUGUCCCUUCAGCCGGCAGAGCGAGCCCAGCAUGGCCCCUCAAUUUGAAAAUGGACGUCUUUUCUCAAGUUGCUAAGAGUGACCUGUCCCAGAAAAGCGGCCCUGCAAGUUUGAGGACUGCUUAUUCCACUUUAAGGACAGCCUUCAGGCCCCCUGAGCGUGGGUGUGAUUGCAGGGCCUCUGCAGCUCUGCUGAGAGCAUGAGUCCUUCAAGGAAGGCAGAGUGAGCCAAUGCUCACCAGCCCCAGAGUCAGAGCUGGCCACAGGCUGGCAGCCUCCAGGGGCUUAAAAAAAAGGCAAAGAACGCAGAAAAAGGAGGAGCAAGUGGGAUGUUUAUGUCCCCCCUUCUCUUCCUGAGUGAUUCGCAGCCAAGUCCAGACAGUGCUCAGCGGGCGAGGAAGGGUCUGCCCCGAGCUUUCUGGUUGGCAGGUGGCAGCAGGAUGGUGGGUGUUCAGCCUGAAUGCCCAGGAGCAUUUCUUGGGGGCAGCUAAGACUGGCAGCUGGGUUGGUGUGUUAGCGGGCAGGGGAGCCAUUGUGGGGUCCCCAGGAAAGGGCAAGGGCUCAGCCACAUCUUGGGGUCUGGGAGGCCCAGGCUAAGCCAUGUGGCAGGGACCGUCUUGCCCUGCUGGCCACACUCUGGAGAAGCACUUCUCAGCCAAGGCACCCCUGCCCUGGGACUGGCAGGGCAGGGGCAGGGGCAGGGACAGCGGCCAGGUGGCCCGAGGAUUUACGGUCGGCACUUCUCUGUUCUCCCGUGUCAGCGUGUGGUGUCGCCUGCAUGGGUCGUACCUGGAUGGUGUGUCCACCAUCGACACGGAGGGGCUGGAUUUGUUUCUCAGGCAAUCCUGUAUUUUAAUUUUAGAUGUAUUUCCUGAAGCAUAUUUUUCAUAGAAUGUAGCGUGUAAAUAGCUUUUUAAAUAACUUCUUUUUUAUAAGAGUAAAAGUAUCUUUAGGAAUUUCUUUCUAUAGAGUUCUUCAUUAACAUUUAUACGAGUUUUUUGCUGAGUCAGAUGGACAGUUGGGUUCUGAUGCUUUUUCCUUCUCCUUUCCUUUUAUUAUUAUUAUUUUUUUCUUUUAAGAACUAAGGUAUUGCCUGAAAAACAAGUGAUGUCUGUGCAGCCUUACACUCUGUCUUUACAGAAGCAAAUAGUACACAAAAGAUCUAUUUCAGACACAUUUUGAAGAUGAGUCUUCAACUUUAAUACCAGCUCUUUGUUUUCCUUGUAUGAUGAGGGGAUUGGGGGAUACAGUUAUUUUACUAGCACCUUGUGAAGUGUUUCCGUGUUUUGUGAUGCUGUAAUUUAUUAAUGUUUGUAGCUUUUUAUAUUUGUACAUUUCUUAUGAGCUUUGUUUAUAUACCCAUUACCUGGAUGUUUUGUCCACGGGGAGAGGCAGCUUGGUGGAGGCCUUAUCCACUCCCACUUGUCCUGUUUGGAGGGACGCAGUCCCUAGGGCCCGAGGCUGGGUGGGAGAGGGGGAGUCUCGCGGGGCCCCAGGCUUAUUCAGAACUGGUGUUUUUAAAGUUUCCUUUACCCUGCCCUUGUUGAACAUUUAUAUAAUCUAACCUGGACAUCAAGCUGUUCUCUCUCUCUCUUUUUUUUUAAUUUUAUUAUUAUUAUUUUGGCAACAUGUACAUUUCUAACAAAGUUUAUCGUGGCUAUUAAAGUGUUUUAUUUCCCAAUUCAUAUUACUCUUGUAUCGAGUCCAUGAGGUCUAAGGCAACUUAGAUCAAAGUUUUAAAAAAGUAAAAAUAUUUCAGGUUUUGUACAGAA